UUCGCCCUCCGCUCCAGCAGGGUUCGCUGUUCGCUUGGCCACUUUGCUGUGGUCCAAGCGAAGUGUCGUCGACGCGGAACCCCGUGUGUGUGUGUGUGUGUGUGUGUGUGUGUGUGUGUGUGUGUGUGUGUGUGUGUGUGUGUGUUUACGUCUCCACCGCUGUCUCUCUGUCUUUGUCCGCAGACACGGAUGAAGAUGUGCGCCGUGCAGCUGCUGCGGGUGUCGGUCCAUGAGCGGAUCAGCGCCGCCGCUGAAGACUUCCUGCUGCGGCUGGAGAAAGCGAGAGAAGCGGCUGAGAUCCCGGAGCUGAGAGCGCUGCUCACCGAGCGGUUAACGGCGGCUGCGGAGGAGAUCGUCGGUCUGUUGGAGGAAACCGUGGCGGAGUACGAAGACAGAGUGGAGCGGUCAGAGCGGGAGAUCUGCCGCCAGAGGAGGCUGCUGGAUGCUGUGCUGAAGCCUGAAGUCCGGCUGCACCGAGCGGAUUCUCUGUGGACUCAGCACCACUCGACCUCUAGGCCUCCGCUCGAUGCUGCAGACCUGAUCCAGACCAGAGCCAAGCGCAUCGGCAGCGACGCUUCCUGCCCAUCCACGCCUCGUUCUGCUUCCCCCACCUACCAUCCGCCCUGCUCGCCCAGCAGCUCGGACGUCCAUAGCGACGGCAUUCCAGAGGAAGACUGGACUGUACAGACUCAGACUCUGAGACCUGUGAGGAGAAAGAAGAGAGGCCGCCCGCCGCUCGCCGCGGUCAAAAACAAACGGAAGAGGUCCACCCCUGCUCAGAGUUUCAGCUGUCACGUGUGUGGACGCUCUCUGCAGGGAAAAGGCUUCCUGCUCAAACACGUCCUGCAGGUCUGCGCCAAGGACCCGGACUGCUGCUGUGGCUUCUGCGGUGAACGUUUGGACUCGGCCGCCGAGCUGACGGCGCACCUGCAGACACAUCAGGAGAGGAGUAAAACCUGCUCCUUCUGUGGGAAGACCUUCCAGUCCAUCCUGGCGCAGGAGCUGCAUGUCCGUCUGCACACGGGCGAGAAACCGUACAGCUGCGACGUCUGCGGCAAGAAGUUCAGCCAGAAGGGCAACCUGAGCUCGCACAUGCGCGUCCACGCCAUUGAGAAACCCUUCAAAUGUAAAGAAUGCAGCCGUUGCUUCUGUCACAUGACGUCUUUAGAGCGCCACAUGCGGGAGCACAGCAGUGAGGAGGUGCACACCUGCAGCAUCUGUGCCCAGGAGUUCAGCAAGCAGCGCAGCCUGCGGCGACACAUGGCGAUUCAUCAGAAGGACACCGGCUGCAAACCAAAGAGAUAUCGCAGCUCGCCGCCGUCCUUCCUCUGCAAAGUGUGCGGUGACGCCUUCAACAAGAGGACCUUACUCGUGAGGCACGUGGAGGCUCACCUACAGGACCCGGAGUGCCGCUGUGGACUCUGUGGACACCAGUAUGAGUCCGCCACCAGCCUCGCCGCCCACCUGCAUUCCCACCGGGAGAUCUGCAACACCUGCCACGUCUGCGGAAAGUGCUUCCCAGCGCAGGCGGCGCUCCUGAUGCACAUGCGGAUCCACACGGGGGAGAAACCGUACUCCUGCAGCUUCUGCGGGAAGAGCUUUAACCAGAGUGGCAACCUGAAGACGCACCUGAAGAUCCACACCGGUGAGAGGGCAUUCUCCUGCAGCCUCUGCGGGAAGGGCUUCACGCAGAAACAGACGCUGGACACUCACGUCCGUUUCCACAACAAGGAGCGCCGCUUCCUGUGCCAGGUUUGUGGGAAGGGCUUCAUGCAGGAGGUGGACCUGAAGAGACACAUGCUGAUCCACACCGGAGAGAAGCCGUAUAGUUGCCGGGUCUGCGGCAAAAGCUUCCAGGCCAAACGCUCGCUCAACGGACACCUCAAGGUCCACGCUGCCGCAGCUGCUGUGGGCAAGGAGCCGGGGGCGGAGCUACAUCAUCUGACCUCAGGGCAGCAGAGGACAGACAGCUUCUACCACGGAUUCAUCCAACUGUAGACAGAGUACUGACCGCUAAUAGGAAACAUUCUGAUGCGGUUCUCGGAACGUUUUAAACAACACGUCUGUUUCAGGUCACAUGUUUAAACCAUAGGGUUGCAGCAAUAUGCCGGUUUCAAGGUAUAAAACAAGAUGGUUAGUGGUUACUUCAGCUAGGGUUAGCAUGUACAUUUGAUUAUCUACAGUAUAGCUUACAUGUUAGCUAACCCGACACCGUUCCUUUCAGUCCCUGGCUCAACUGAGUCAGCAAGAUUUAGCAUCACAUUUCAAAGCAGCUAGCUAUGCUAACAUGCAGAGACACAGCGGCCGCUAGACGUUAGUCUUAGCUGCUCUGCACCUUGCACCACAUGCAUCGGGUGGGAGCUAACAUUAUAGCUGCGCUGCUCGUUCAGCUGUUAAAGGGAUAGUUAACCUUUUUGUCAGACGGCCUAUAAGACGGGGAAGACGUCAACACCGUCAGUUGUCCAUCUAUGCUAACAGAGCUAGCAGUAGUUAAUGAUGCUAAAGUGGGUCUUUCUGGGGCAAAAUAGAUCCUCUUACUGAGUGGGGCUAGCUGGGAGGAGACUGGAGGGUGGCCGCAGUAUCUUCACAGCAGUGUUGUUGGGUCGGGACGGCGUUAUGAGCAGUAACAGCUGAACGAGUGGUGAUGUAAAAGACGUUUUUAAACUUGUGUGCAGAGUCGACGCCUGAGCCUACACAUGUGGCUCACGCUAUGUCUGUGUUGCACCUCCAGAACAGUAGUCAGCAGUGGAGUUUCAUGCUAAUGUCUUUAGCACAAGCCUAUGGCAAUUAACAUUGUAUAAAUUAGCCUAGUGGCUAGCAGACUUUUCCUCUUCUCAUAUGAGGCCAGGAACAACUAGCUGGUGACAGCUAACAGCUAACAUUAAAGAACUGCUAACAGCUAAUGGUAACUUGCUGCUGACAGCUAAUGUCACCUACUGCCAUCAGCUAACAGCUUAUGUUAACUAGCUGCCAACAGCUAAUGGUAAAUAGCUGCUGACAGCUAAAAGCUGACAUUAACUCACAACAACUAAAGUUUACUAGUUGGUAACAGCUAACAGCUAAUGUUACUUAGCUACAAAUGGAUAUUAACUGCUGACAGCUAACAGCUAACAUCAACUUACUGCUAACAGCUAAUGGUAACUAGCUGCUGACAGCUGACAACUAACAUUAAUUAACUGCUAACAGCUAAAGAUGAUUAGCUGGUAACAGCUAAGAGCUAAUGUUCACUAACUGCUAAGAGCUUAUGUCACCAACUGCCAACAGGCAACAGCUAAUGUUAACUAGCUGCAAACAGCUAACGGCAACGACAAUGUGUCCAUAGCAUCAAGUUACGUUACUGCAAACUACUUAAGAAAAUCUGCGCUAGGGGCGUCGGUGGCUUAGUGGUAGAGCAGGCGCCCCAUGUAAAAGGCUGUUGCCGUAGCGGCCCGGGUUCGA
Epinephelus lanceolatus (giant grouper) is the source of this 3438-nucleotide messenger RNA. RefSeq lists its product as uncharacterized. The record is from RefSeq and is a predicted model, not a curated record. Gene Ontology annotation, cellular component: nucleus. Gene Ontology annotation, molecular function: DNA-binding transcription factor activity, RNA polymerase II-specific. Gene Ontology annotation, biological process: regulation of transcription by RNA polymerase II. Lineage: Eukaryota; Metazoa; Chordata; Actinopteri; Perciformes; Serranidae.